AUCCACUCAAAAAACGAACCGCAGCCACUUCUCCAAAAGUUUCCUAUCUUGAUAAAAAGGAGCAUCCAGCCACCACCAAGGAGACCCUACUGGGGGCAGUGAGCCAGUGCCGGGCCCUGCGCCAAGUCCAGGGCUCUUUGCCUGUGGUGGUGGCGCUCAGAGACCACCCGGCUGCUCCCCCAGGAGCCCCCAGUCUCCGCCCACUUGCGCCCCUGCUGUGCACGCCCAGCACCAGGACCCUCCCUACCCUGACCUGGGCUGUGAGAGCAGCAAAAGUCCAGAGUCCCCACCUGGGCAGCCUCGCCGCGGCCCCUGCUCCGGGACCCUGUCCCCAGCGCCUCCACGGUUAAUGCCGCAAGUUCCAAGGUAAGUUUCACCACAUUCCCAUCGGCGCUGCGCUUUGUUGCAGCUUAAGCACGCCCUCUCCCCAGCCCUCGCGGCCCCACCCCCGCCCCUGGACCCCUGUGCACCGGGGCGUCUGGAGGCGCCGCUUCUCUGCAAAAUGCCCGCAUGUCAAAGUUCGCGCAUCCCAGUUGGACGCGCCCUCCCGGCCCUGCUGGCUGCUGGCUCUGCAGUUUUCCAAAUGCGGACGAUGCCACGAGCCAAGAGAAAACUCCAAAGCACCCCCGGCUGGAGCCACGCGGCGCCGGCACCACGGCUCCCACCGCGCCGCGGGCACACCCCCACCGCGACAGCCAGCAAGUUUGCGGGGGUUGCCCGGGCGGGCUGAGCGGGACUCACCGCGGAGCCCCUCCAGCCGGGCUGGUGACAGCGGCCGCGGGCGCAGGGUCGCGGCUCCCGGAUACGAUGCGCCCCGUGCGGCUCCCAGGGAGAUGCUGCAGCCGCGGCAGCGCGAUCCACCUUCUCCCCGAGCCAAUCGCGAAUGCAGGGGUGGGGGAGGCCGGAGCUCCCGAUGCGUCCGCACUUGGGGGGCGGGGGGGAGGGGAAGCAGGAAGAAAGGAGACACCAGGCACCCCCGCUCCGCACCCUUGCCCUUCCCCCAGCCCUCCUGCAGCAGCAAAGACUUAGCAGGGAGGGGAUCUUGGAGAGGAGGGAGAGAGGAGGAGAGAGAGAGAGAGAGGGAGAGAGAGAGAGAGAGGGAGAGAGAGAGGGAGAGGGAGGGAGAGGGAGGCCCGGGUGGCAGGCUCUACAGAGUUCAGAAGAGCGACCUUUCAGCCCGCACACCUUGAGCCCGGCCUGCCGGGCUGUGUCUGCAGGUCGCUCCUGCGCCCCGGCCGGGGUCGCCCAAGGCGGAGGUCAGGUGAACAAAAGGGACGCUCCCGCCGGGUGCAGGCUCACACAGGCCACCGGCCGGCCGCCCGCGAGCCCCGCACCGGCGGGGGGAGGGGGAGGAGAGGGGGAGGGGAGGGCCGACCCGAGGGGCCGGAGCGGGCGCGGCCCCUCGGAUCGGGAGCCUCACCUUUGCUGUCCUUAUAUACGCGGCCAAGCAUCCCAAACACGCGCCCGGCCAAGUGGCCCCCUCGGGCUGUGCUCCUUGACCAUAUUUAGUCAAGCAGGGGAAAAAAUAGCCUGUCAGCUGGGCCGCGGCUGGCCGGCCACCGGGAACAGGGUGGGAGCGCCAGCGCCAUUGACGGCCGGUCCUGGGCCCGGGCGGCUGUCCCUGGCCGCUGCCCCUCCCAGCCCCUCCCCACGGGCCUCCCACCGGCUGUUCCUGCCCCGCCGGCCCCCGGCUAUUUUUAGCCCAGCCCAGUACAGAGGCGCCUGGCGGCAGCGGGCAACAACCUCUUGGGCCACACAGCCCGCUGGCGGGGGUGCCCCGGGGAGACCCGGGUGGCUCCCAGAACACAGGCAGGAAGCAGGCCUGCCGCCUCCUCCCCAUCCUCAGCCUCCAGCGGGCUCAGCCUUGCCCCUUUUCCCAGAAUCAGGGCCCCAAUCGGGUGGUGAGGGAGCCACCGCGCUUCCAGAAGCUCCCAAGCCAGCCCCGAAAUGAUGACAGGUCACCUUGGACAGCGGGCCCCGCGGUGUGCUUGCCACACUCCAGCCAGUCCUGCGCCAGGGCGAGCCUGAGAGGGGCGCCCUGUCCUGGGCUCCUACCUGCGAGACGUAGCUGCGUGUGCCAGGCGCAGCCUGCGAGACCAACCUUGCAGGGCUGGGACACAGAGGGGACUGUCCCCCACCACGUGCAAGCUGGGCAGGUCUCCUGGCCUCUCUGGGGUCCCCCGGGACCAGGACAAGGGACUGCAGCAACCUGGGGCGACUGCUUUCCCAAAGGCCAGGUGUUCUAGAAGCUUCUCUGUGGAUUGGCUCUUGGUCUUCAAAGCAGCCCUAAGAGGUUUCACUUGUGCUUUCCGACCACAGCCAGCACCGUCUCUGCUAAGAUGAGCCCAGCGGACCCUCGAAAUGGGCGUGGAGCACCCGAACAGAGUCUGCGUCCAGUGUGUCCGGAGUCCACGGAAGAGGCUCCCCGUCCUGGUCCCCAGGGAGGUGACCGCGGCGGGACGCUUCCUCGCACCCCCGGGACGGCUGUACAAACAAGAGCCCCAGGGGGAGAACAGUGUUGGUGAGGAGGUGGUGAAACCGGAAGCUCAGGUGCUGCUGGUAAGGGCACAUCAGGGGGCGCAGCCACGGUGGAAGGUGCCCUGGCAGCUCCUGGGAACGUUCAGCCGUCACACCCGGCAAGUCACUCCUCGCUCGGGCCGCAGCUCAGACAAGGACCCGAGCCAGCCAGAGGGGGAAAGGGCGAGCCGGCUGCCGAUGGGGACAGACCCGUCCCGAAGGGCUUCAUCCACACCGGCCACACCAGGGGCGAACCUAGGAGGCCUGGUGCUGAGUGAUGACACGGACGUGGAAGGCCGCGUGCUGUGUGUCCCAUGCCACCCGCUCCCGAGGCAGGCGGGGCCACACAGAUGGAGCAGCGGUUGCCGGGGGUGGGGUGGGGUCGGGGGCUGACCACUGGAUGGGAACCCUUUCGGGGAAGGAAAACCUUCUGGAACCAGAAGGGGGCUUGCUAAAUGCUGCGGAAGCAUUCACGUGAAAACAGUUGAUUUUGGAGAUCCCGUUGGCUCGGCAGGUUAAGGAUCUGGCAUUGUCUCUGCCGUGGCUCAGGUCGCUGCUGUGGCCCCGGUUUGAUGCCAGACCUGGCAACUUCCACAUGCUGUGUGUCCAGCCAAAAAAUAAAAUAAAACAGCUAACUUUAUGUUAGGUGAAUUUCACCUCAAGUAAAAAACAACCAGAAAAGACGAAAACUACGUCUUCUCCCCACCGACCCCCACCGCCCAGACACAGGGCCACCCAGACCCAGGCACAGGUGCCCAGGCUGUGAGCUCCCACUCUCUUGGGGACCUGAGUGGUGGAGAGGGGACCCCAAUUUCACCUCGC
Molecule: messenger RNA, 3339 nt
Organism: Sus scrofa (pig)
Lineage: Eukaryota; Metazoa; Chordata; Mammalia; Artiodactyla; Suidae
Source: RefSeq, a predicted model, not a curated record